Messenger RNA from Eufriesea mexicana, 717 nucleotides. RefSeq names its product E3 ubiquitin-protein ligase MARCH3. The transcript has 6 exons. Gene Ontology annotation, molecular function: zinc ion binding; ubiquitin-protein transferase activity. Lineage: Eukaryota; Metazoa; Arthropoda; Insecta; Hymenoptera; Apidae. Gene Ontology annotation, biological process: protein ubiquitination. The record is from RefSeq and is a predicted model, not a curated record. Bases 1 to 717 code for a protein of 238 amino acids.
AUGCUACCGGUCACCAUUCCCGAGGGUUCGUCCUGCAAUUUAAAUGACUGCGACACCCAGCAAAUGUCUCUCGGGCUUGGCCAACAACACCGGCUUACCCGCAGCCUGGUCUCGGUUGGCUCCAUUGUCUGCCGGAUAUGUCACACAAACACGUCCAAGGAGCCGCUCGUUUCACCUUGUAGGUGUAAAGGAUCCCUAGCCUACGUGCACUUGGCCUGCUUGGAAAGAUGGUUGAAUCAAUCUUGUCGCUCUUAUUGCGAACUAUGUCGUUACCACUUCAACGUUGUCGAAACACCUCGUUAUACAUGGCCAGAAUCGUUGAGGAUAUGGAUUAGCCAUCCCACGAAUCGUAGAAACAUACAGUCAGAUUUCCUUAUCUUCACGUUACUCUCCGUCGUUACGGUGGGAUCGGUAACACUUUGUCUCCUAGGUAUGCAAUAUUUCGUAAUAGAGGGAAAGAAAAUUGGAAUUUCGAAACUUUGGACAAGAGGAACUAUAUGGUUCUUCCUAACCAUCGUGGUGCUGGGUUACGUUACAAUGGUCUAUUUAAUAGGCAAGAACCAGUUGUCGCCUUGGUACAGGUGGUGGAAAAGCACUGUCAACGUGAGGCUUAUCAUGGACCCCCAAAUAUUCAGGCGAUUAUCCGACGAGACUUUCCAAGUGCUCGAGAAUCAAACAUCGAAUCAUGCUCUUUCGCCAGAAUUCCAGGAAUGUUGA